CUCUGUACUUCAAUGGCGGAAUUAAGCCCAAUCUCAGUCUCGAACCUCAGUAAUCGUAUCCAUUUCUCUUCUUCUUCUCCUCCUAUAAACUCCUCCCAAUUGUUCAGCAUCACAGCCAAGCGUUGUAGCAAUUGCAGAAGCAUAAGCAGAAGAUUAGGGCUGGGAUUGAUAGCUUUAAUGGCGUCGUCGUCUGUAGCCUCGACGCCUGUGAGAAUAGCGAAUGCUUUGGAUCUGAAAUUGAUAGCGCCGGAGCAGAGCUUCGAGGAGGCGGAGAGCGGAAUCAGAGGCCAUGCGGAAGCGGUUUUGCAGGUGAGAGGUUUAAUUGAAUCGGAGUCUUGGAAGGAAGCGCAGAAGCAGUUGAGAACCAGUUCGCCGCUGCUGAAACAGGAUCUGUACACUAUAAUUGAAUAUAAACCGCCUGCCGAGCGACCUCCUCUCAGGAAACUCUAUUCUCUUCUCUUCAACAAUGUUACUCGAAUGGAUUAUGCAGCGAGAGAUAAAGAUGCGGAACGAGUUCGGCAGUGCUACGAUAACAUUGUGAUGGCCAUUUCUGACAUUUUAUCCAGAAUUUAGAAAGAUAAACGAAGGUUCUCGAUUCUCCAGCCAAUGAUCGUAAUACUCUUUCCAAUCUUUUGUUUUUCGAUCUUAUAACUUGACAUAUAAACACAAAGUAUUGGAAAUAACAUGUAGAAUACAAUGAUGAACGUGCAUUGCAUACAAUUUAGUGCCGAAGUUUGGAUCUCAA
Molecule: messenger RNA, 745 nt
Organism: Cucurbita moschata (crookneck pumpkin)
Lineage: Eukaryota; Viridiplantae; Streptophyta; Magnoliopsida; Cucurbitales; Cucurbitaceae
Product: psbQ-like protein 3, chloroplastic
Exons: 2
Coding region: 13-573 (186 amino acids)
Biological process (GO): photosynthesis; photosynthetic electron transport chain
Cellular component (GO): chloroplast; extrinsic component of membrane; photosystem II
Molecular function (GO): calcium ion binding
Source: RefSeq, a predicted model, not a curated record